Molecule: messenger RNA, 2700 nt
Organism: Penicillium expansum
Lineage: Eukaryota; Fungi; Ascomycota; Eurotiomycetes; Eurotiales; Aspergillaceae
Gene: snf4
Product: AMP-activated serine/threonine-protein kinase regulatory subunit SNF4
Exons: 12
Coding region: 1-2700 (899 amino acids)
Source: RefSeq, a predicted model, not a curated record
AUGAGUAGAGGAGCUUCAAUCCACUUGAUCUUGACUGCUCUUGGCUUGGAAAAGUCCACUGAUGGAUGGACAAAAAAGCAACAACAGCAGGCAACAAGCAUUGUCGAUCAGCUUUACGAUAGCGGUGUGCCAUUUUUUACCAAGGAGAAGUUCCAAGUCAUCUCGCGGCAGUUAAAGCGUCAACCACCCUCGGGAGAUAGGAUCUUCCUCGAUGAUCUCUUUGGUACUAAACUUGAAUGUGUUUCGAGACUGGAGGAAACUGAAAAACCGGGCGAGGAAAGGAAAUUUGUCUACUCACAAUUUGGCCUGGCUUACUUGGGUAUCGAAGGCCUCAAGUAUUUCAUCAAAUCGGAUACCGAGAAACCUUCGGCUUUCGCCACUCUGCAGGUGACACUCGAGACGUAUCAGGUCAUUCUCGACAACGGUGCCAGGAAAACCAUCCCUGAUGGUGAGAUUCGCGACACUGAGACUACGGAAAAGUAUUUCAGAGAGAUGAUCCAGGUCUGGGAAGCGAGAAAGUCCUGCAAGAAGCUCAAGUCAGUUUUGUCUUCAGAAGCCAGCGGCCACAAAAUCAACAAAAUCUUCGGAACUGCCUGCGGUAGCCUGGCCAUGGCAGAAACAGAUGGCAUUGCCUACCAGCAUGCCUUUCUGCUUACCGUGCGGGAAUGGCUGAAGAGACGAGACGCAGACACUCAAACCCCGGACAUAAAAAUCCCCUGCUUCAUCCAGGAUCCGGGAAACACCUCUGUCGACAAGGAGGUUCUCCCUAAGUUUGACAUGACUGUGGUUGACGACGGGGAUGCCUUCAUCAAUGUCGAUGAGCAGUCAGUUUGGCUAUCUAUCGGACCUGAUAUACCUGUCAAGGAAGUCAUCGCGGAUAUCGCUAGACCUGCUGUUGUGAUCUGGACUUUGGUCGGAAGUCAGAGGAAUGUUGGAACUGCUGACCCGGACACUCCCCGUGUUAAGGACAUGAUGGGAAUGGAGUACGACGGGUAUGAACUUGGAGAGCCAGGGCAUUUUGCGGAUGCUUGGAUCUAUAUCCGAAAGACGAAGGAUGAGCCGCCUUUCCAGAGGAUGGUGAAACGAGAGGAUGACUAUCAGGCUGCUAGCCCAUCGUCGCAGAAAGAAUCUCAUGGUGCCCAAGAGGAGGCGAAGGAAAUCAUCGACAAACUCUACGAAUCCGGAGUGCCCCUUUUCACCAAAGCAUUAAUGCAGCACAUGUGGGAUCAGAUCAAGCGAGAACCAGCCCAAGGCGACAAAAUCCUUACCAAAGAUAUAACCGGCGCGAUUGUUGAUGAGGUGGACAAGAAGAUUUUCGACGAGGCUGGUAUCGAAGCGAUUGAAGAUCCGCAUGGUUGGCUCGAGGUAGACGAGCGCUCGAUGGUUCUCUCGAUAGCACCGAAUGUGCCUGUCAAGGAGAUCAUUACGGACAUUGCUCGGCCUGCGGUUAUUAUUUGGUGUCGAGUGGAGUUCGGAGAUGGACUUGUUCGGGGGUUAACUGAUACUGAUUCUUCGCGGAUCAGAGCAAUGACGGAGGGUUAUGAGCUGCAUAACUUUGGCCCUGAUGACGAGAUGUUCUCGGAUAUUGUGCUUUAUAUCCGGAAGUCGGAUCCCUCCCCCCCCCCCCCAUAUCGAAAGGNCACAUAUCGAAAGGCGGAAGACCCUCGACUCGGGACCUUCAUCUCUGGUCACGCGGCUUUCGUGCAGCCCAUCCUCGUACCUACGCCCCCAAUGGCCUCCGAGCGAGCGAUCGAUCGGGAAGAGCGACAGGGCCUUCGUGCCAUUCGCGAUUUCCUCAAGGCCCGAAACUCCUACGAUGUCCUACCGCUCAGCUUCCGACUCAUCAUCUUCGAUACGUCGCUCUCCGUCAAGGAGAGUCUGAACAUUCUGAUUCAAAACGGCAUCGUUUCAGCUCCAUUGUGGGACUCCAAAGCGUCCAAAUUCGCAGGUCUUCUGACCACUUCCGACUACAUCAAUGUCAUCCAAUACUAUUUCCAGAACCCCGCCGCACUGGACCAGAUCGAUCAAUUCCGCCUGGACAGUUUGCGAGAAGUUGAAAAGGCGCUAGGCGUGGCGCCGCCGGAGACCGUCUCCAUCGAUCCAGAGCGUCCUCUCUACGAUGCGUGUCGGCGAAUGCUGGAAUCGCGCGCCCGCCGUAUCCCCCUCGUCACCAGCGAUAGCCAGACCGAGCGGCCCCACGUUCUUAGCGUCAUCACGCAAUACCGCAUCUUGAAAUUCGUCGCCGUCAAUGUCCCCGAUACGCAGCAGCUGCGGCGUCCGCUGGGGGAGCUCUUGCUUGGAUCGUAUGAUAACGUUGCUACGGCUUCGAUGGACACCCCGGUCAUUGAUGUCAUUCAUAUUUUGGUCGAGCGUAGCAUAUCCAGCGUGCCGAUUGUGAACUCGGAAGGCGUGGUGUAUAAUGUAUUCGAGUCGGUCGAUGUCAUUACUUUGAUUAAGGGUGGUUUCUAUGAUGAUUUGAGUCUCACAGUUGGGGAAGCAUUGAAGAAACGUUCUCCGGGUUUCCCGGGUAUCUACACAUGUUCAUUGAAUGAUGGAUUGGACACUAUCUUUGAUACUAUCCGCAAAUCACGAGUGCACCGUCUCGUUGUCGUGGAUGAGCACUUCAAACUCAAGGGCGUUCUGACUCUGAGUGAUAUCCUGCACUACAUUCUUCUCGAGGGAGAGAAUGAAGAAGCAUGA